AUGGCGUACAACUUGGACGAGGUCGUCGCCUCCAUUGACGCCCUCCACGCCACCAAAGACAAUGCCCACAUCGCCACCAUCCAGGACCAGCUCCAGCGGCUCCAGAAGCUGGAACACGGCUACACGCUCGGCCGCCAGCUCUUGCACCGGCCUCAGGCGCCCGUCCAGUACUUCGGCGCCCUCACCAUUACUGUGUUCGUUACUACUCAUCCUGAUCAGGUGAUACCACACGCUCAGCAAUUGCUUCCUGACCUCGUGGCCACGAUGUACGAGGUGUACUCCCAGGGCCGCCAGCACGCGUACGUGCUCCGCAAGCUUAUCCUGGGGUUUGCCCUUAUCUACAGGUUGCUAGCCGCUUCAGAAUCGUCGGAUGCUCGGCUAGAUCCAGCUACGUUGCUCGUACAACUGCCGCAAUUCACUGUGGCAGAAAUUGGUGCCCUCACUGAGCCUCAAUGGGAAAUCCUCCUCCAAUUCUACACCAUUAUGCCUGAAGAUUACCGUCGGGAGACGCUGAAACAGCUCCACGAGAACGUUAAGCGCGACGUGUGGCCACUGGUAUCUCAAGUACUCAUCCAUGACCCUCCCAAUCAAGUACUUGCCAUGGGAGCUGCUGCGGCUUGGGUUCCAUAUAUUGCUACUGCCGAUGGGUUCCUCAGCCCCCGCUACUCUGUCGAUGAUGCUCGUCCUUUGAUACAGUAUAUGCUUGCUGGACUUACUCCUAGCGACCUUGAAGGCGCUGCUGUCGCCCUUCUGGGCCUUACUGAAGUCUACGAAAUGUGUCCCCUGCUAUUGGAUACCGAUACCAAGAACCAGGUGACCGAGAUCCUCUUUACUCCUGGUCAUUAUGGACCUCGAGUUAUCGAUAACGUCAUUGGCGGUGGCGAGCUAGCUGAUGAUCUGACUUUUGUCGAUGCUUUUGUCACCUUCCUCGGCGCCUAUCUCGGCCACCAUAUCCUCUACCUUCUGCGGCAUUUGCAUGAGGAGCUGGUACAACAGAUUCUCCGCAUUGUCCUUCGCUUCUGCCAUUUCGAUGGACAACUGCCUUUGGAAGAACUGGUAAGCGAACCUUUACUCAUGUUUUGGGAAGAAUUUGUGCUGACGUUGGAGCACGACGCCACGUUUAUCAAGCAGACAUUUCAAAAUAACCCUGAGAGUUACAAAGCUCAUACUGAAGCUAGGGACCAGAUCCUUCAACAGUGUACUCAGGUAUACUGGCAAAAGGCCCAGAUCCACGACGAGUUGCCUUCAGAACUUGUGCAAUACCGCACCCUGGUUGGUGACUUGUUUGUGCUGGUACUGGAACUCAUUCUGAUUCCAUUCUACAUCACCAUCGCCGACUCCGUCAAGCUGGCCCUCCAGGCGUCAAAUGCCACUGACUUGGAAGUGCUGUUGUACAUGUGGUACAAAGUGACGGAAGAACUAGCAUUUUACGACGAGUGCUCCGACCACACUCUGAUUGUCGUCGAUGUCUUCCGCCAAGGGCUCAUUGAAGGGGCCCUGGCAUUGAUGGGCCAGCAGACCUACGUCAGUCGCCAGCUCGAAAUCACCACGUUGCGGCUCUUGGGGUCGCUUAAAUUUGUGUUCAACACCGACGCCGGCGCCGAAUACUUACUGGCAGUGCUUGAGUUUUUAUUCGGCGUGAUCUUGACGGGCCUGGUGCCAUCGCUCAUCGCCCUGAAAACCGUGCUUGAGAUCUGUCAGGAGAGUCCCGCACGCAUGGUGCCGUUCCUCCCCAACUUGGAGCCGGUGGUGGAGCAAAUGAUUGGAGAUGGCCGCGUCGAUAACGUCAUCCGUGAGCGCAUGUGUAACGCGGUUGUAUCCAUCGCUCAAGGGGUUAAGGAUCCUGCACAAUUUGCUUCAGUGAUUAAAGCCGUGGUAUCGAAAAUAGUCGCUGUGGCCGCCAGCUUGAUCAACGACCCUGAUGUCCUCGCCGCGAUUGAGGACUACGCCGUAUCGCUUGUGCUGUGCAUCAACGAAGUGGCUAAGGCGCUGAGACUCCCUGAAGACCACGACGAUUGGCUUACUCCUGACCAACAACGUCAAACCAACGAGUACUGGAGCCAGGACCCCUUGGAGAUCAAACCACUUAUCCUCAAUUGCAUUUCCCAGUUUGGGCUUCAAGUGGACUUACUUGCCCGUAACCCCAUUGUGGUGGAAAAGUGCUGUCACAUCUUUAAGAACGGCCUUGGCGAAGCUGUCGAUGGUCCCUUCUGUUUCCCCUUGGCCACCAUCCUUGACUUUAUCAGCACCAAGAUUCCUGCGACCGACCCCGCUCAUUGUAUUCCACUUUACCUGCUCCUCGAGACAAUUACCAUCACUCUGGCUCCUAAGCUUGGCGCCAAUGAGGUGGCCGAAAUCGUUCGCAUUGCGUUUGUCGAUCGCCAGGCUCAACUCACCCACGACCUGGACCUCGUAAAGCCGGUGCUUCUUGUGUUCACCACGCUUAUCGAUAAAACGCCCUCACAUUUGAUUAAACUACUGGCAUUCCAGAACCAGGGACUCUUAUUUGCCCUCGAAGCCUUCUCCAGCAAGGACAUUUUUACCAUCAAAGCCGUCAACCAGUUCUGGCUGAAGUUCCUCCAGCUCAAACGUGGCUCCCACGAAGACCAUCAAUUGCUCCAAAACUUAGUGGUGGGCGAUGGAGGCCGCCAGCUGCUUGGCUUCCGCCUCACCGAAGCCCUCACGGUGCUGUUUGUCACUGGCCUUCGGCUGAGCUUGGAGCAUUACUACCCAGUGUUCCGCACCCUCGUGGCUAAGCUUCCCAUGCACUUUAAGCAGUGGCUUCUGGUGGUGGUGGAGUCAUUGCCGUUGACGAAGUGUGGCCAGGAAGUGCGGCAACAGUUCGUCAGUCAAUUGAUGGUUACCAGAGGACAACGGCAGGCUCACGAUGUGCUCAAGCGGUUUUGGCUUGCGGCUAAUGGAUUGUCUGAAUACAAGUGA
This is a messenger RNA of Diutina rugosa, 2940 nucleotides long. It is a transcript of the gene PDR6, whose product is annotated as Pdr6p. Gene Ontology annotation, biological process: protein import into nucleus. The record is from RefSeq and is a predicted model, not a curated record. Gene Ontology annotation, cellular component: cytoplasm; nuclear membrane. The transcript has a single exon. The coding region runs from base 1 to 2940 and encodes 979 amino acids. NCBI's taxonomy places the organism in Eukaryota, Fungi, Ascomycota, Pichiomycetes, Serinales, Debaryomycetaceae.